Molecule: messenger RNA, 480 nt
Organism: Capra hircus (goat)
Lineage: Eukaryota; Metazoa; Chordata; Mammalia; Artiodactyla; Bovidae
Source: RefSeq, a predicted model, not a curated record
AUGACACUGGAGUUGAUGGUGGCCCCUCCCAUAACUACUGUGUUGGAACUGUCCACCGGACUGGACCUCAUCAGCGAUGAAACUAAGCCCCUCUUGCUGUCUGGCCAGUGUCAUAUGCUUGCCCUCCUCUAAGGACCAGGCAAGUCCAUUCCUCCCUCUCUCACCUCUCAGCACCUUUCUGCAGUAGCUUGGAUCACCUGCUGAAGUCCCAGCAUGCCUUUCCCAAGCUCACGGAAGUCAUGGAGAAAAGAAGGCCCAAAUACAUCGAGGAAAUACUGAGGCAAGGACAUGGCUCGGAUCCCAGCACAGAUUCCCCGUCCUCCUGCAGUUAUAGUCUUGGCUGAGCUGAGCCCUUUCCUCACAGUGUUUGGAUUGGAUGUUGGACUAGGUCCCACUGCGUCUUGUGAGGGUGUAGGCUGGACCGAGUCACAGGAGCUGACCUACGUCAGUCCUUUAGUAGCCCAGAGCCUCUUAUGGUGA